Plasmodium relictum is the source of this 1026-nucleotide messenger RNA. RefSeq names its product conserved Plasmodium protein, unknown function. The coding region runs from base 1 to 1026 and encodes 341 amino acids. The record is from RefSeq and is a predicted model, not a curated record. Lineage: Eukaryota; Apicomplexa; Aconoidasida; Haemosporida; Plasmodiidae. The transcript has a single exon.
AUGGAAUGCGAUUAUGAGAAUGAAAAAAGUUUUCAUAAAAUAGUAUUAACAAUAAAAAAUAAAAUUGAAAAAUAUGAUAUAAAUAAAUGGAAGAAUAUUGUAAAACCAGAAGAUGUGUCAUACAAUGCCUACUUUGAAAAAUUAGUAAAAGAAGAUAUAGAAUAUAAUGAUAAAGAAAAUAAAAUAAACGAAGAAAAUGUAAACAAUGAAAAUGAAAAAAAAGAAAAUACAUAUGAAAUAAAUAAAGAUUUUUUUGAUAAUAUAAGCAAUAGAGAAAAAUUUUAUUUUUUAUUAAAUAUAAAAGAAACGAUGGAAACCAGUUGGCUAUUAGCGCAUAAAAGAUUAGAAGGAAUAAGAUUAGAAGAAAAUUCUGAACUAGUUAAUGUACAAGAACUAAUUAAUUACUCAAAAAAAUUAUCAGAUACAACUUGUGCCCCACCUGAAUGUGAUAAUAUAAAUGAUAAAAUAAUUCAUCAAGAAUACUAUCCUAAUUAUCAUUUUUUGAAUUUUGUAAAUAUAGAAGAAAUUCAUUUAUCUAAAUUAUUUCAAUUGCAAAAGUAUAGUGCUGUUUGUUUUCCCCCUAUAAUUACUAUACAAGAAAAUGAUAAUUUGCUAAUUGUUAAUAUUACUUGUUCUACUCCAAAUACUACAAUUUAUUAUAAAGUGAACGAGGAAUUAAAGGAGAAUAUUUAUGAUUCUUAUAAUAAACCUAAAAUAUCUAAAAGGCAAAAAAUAAAUAUAUACGCGUGGUCAGUUAAAGAAGGUUAUAUAAAAUCAAGAAUUUCCUGUUUUUCUAAAACAUAUAAUGUUAAUGAUCCUUCACAAAACUUAUUAAAUAAUGAGAACUCUUUAUUUUUUCCUGAUUCUAUUAAAUCUGACAAGGGUGAAAAUGAAAAUAUUUUAAAUAAGCACCCUUCAAGUACAAAUGUAUUUAAAAAUUUAGGCUUUUUAUUAAGUAGAAAAAAAGAAAAAAAAUCCGAAACAUCAUCAAAUGAAGAAUCAUCAUUAAGUGAUGAAGAAAAAUAG